AUGUCAUAUGAUCGUUAUGUGGCCAUCUGCCUCCCACUGCACUAUGAGGUCAUCAUGUGUCCCAGAAAGUGCAUGUGGGCUGUGGCAGCAGUGUGGGUAAGUGGAGGCAUCUCAGGAACUUUGUGCACAGCAACUACAUUCUCUAUCAGAUUCUGCAGGGCCAAAAUAAUCCACCAAUUCUUCUGUGAUAUCCCCCAGUUGCUCAAGCUCUCCUGUUCUAAUGAUUACCUUGGAGUGAUGGGAGCAGUUGUUUUCCUGUCUGCACUGGCUUUUGCCUGCUUCGUUGGGAUUGUCCUCUCUUAUAUUCAGAUAUUCUCCACAGUUUUCAGGAUGCCCUCUGCUGAAGGCAGGUCUAAGGUCUUCUCUACUUGCCUGCCCCACCUUUUUGUUGUCUCUUUGUUUCUUUCCACUGGCUACUGUGUAUAUCUAAACCCAACUUCAGACUUUCCAACUGCUUUAGAUUUCUUGUUCUCUAUCUUUUACACAGUACUACCCCCAACACUCAACCCUUUUAUUUACAGUCUGAGGAAUGAGUCCUUGAAGAGAGCUAUAAGGAAGUUAUUAUUAAGUGAGGAAUUCAUUGGGAAAAAUCAUUUGCGUUCUUUUGUUAGUGGCUGCUGA
This is a messenger RNA of Cricetulus griseus (Chinese hamster), 621 nucleotides long. The record is from RefSeq and is a predicted model, not a curated record. Lineage: Eukaryota; Metazoa; Chordata; Mammalia; Rodentia; Cricetidae.